Molecule: messenger RNA, 321 nt
Organism: Prunus armeniaca (apricot)
Lineage: Eukaryota; Viridiplantae; Streptophyta; Magnoliopsida; Rosales; Rosaceae
Source: the annotation of a GenBank genome assembly
AUGCCUUUGCUCGAGAGUGCCUUGUCUCGGUGUGAUAGAGGUGGAAAUUUGGCUAAUGGUGCUAUUGCAAACCUUGUUGAUGAACUUGGUUUUUGCGCAGCUUAUGUUCCGGGCCAGCCUAUGAAUGUUUCCGUGGACAUUUCCAUCUCCUACAUGUCAACUGCCAAGCUUCAUGAUGAGUUAGAGAUAACUUCAAGACUGUUAGGGCGGUUAGGACGUUACUAUGGAGCAAUUGUCAUUUUGAGAAAUAAAACAACUGGGGAGAUAAUAGCUGAAGGUCGACAGUCAUUCUUUUCUUCCCGUCCCGUUGCCAAACUCUGA